GUUGCAACAGCGAUGUGGCGCUGACGUCUGCGGGAAAACGCGCACGUCCAAAAACGUUGUCUAGACUAAAGCAGUCAGUCGUUUUUUUCUGUUGGUGCGUUUUGUUCAGCUGACUAAAACGACCGGCCUGCUGAAGCGUGAUCCACUUUCGUGACCCACCGUAAAUUAAAAUUGCGUUGUUUUUUUUUUUUGCUGGUUAUUGUGGACGUUAUUGCUUCCGUAAGAAAACUGCUACCAUAUCCUUUAGCGUCUUCUCUUCGGAUAAACAGCUGGUCACUUCGUCUCAAAACAAAAGUUAAAGGCAUGGUGAACAGCCAGGCGGCGGGUGGCGGGUGCCCGUCGCGGGCCUGCGCCGGCUGCGGCGGGCGCAUCUCGGACCGCUUCCUGCUCUUCUCCAUGGAACGCUACUGGCACACGCGCUGCCUCAAGUGCUCGUGUUGCCAGGCGCAGCUGGGCGAGAUCGGCACCACCUGCUACAGCAAAGCGGGCAUGAUCCUCUGCAGGAACGACUACAUCAGGUUGUUUGGGCAUACAGGAGCAUGCAACGCAUGUGGUCAGUCCAUUCCUGCCAGUGAGAUGGUGAUGAAAGCUCAGGGCAACGUCUACCACCUCAAGUGUUUCUCCUGCGCGACGUGCAGACACCGGCUGGUCCCUGGUGACCGCUUCCACUACAUCAACGGCACCAUCUUCUGUGAACACGACCGGCCAGGAGGCACUCCGAUCGGCUCCCAUUUGCAGGGCAACCCUGUGCUGCCUGACCAAAAAGUUUGUUGAAAUCCUCCUCUCCUCUGCUCCCGACGGCCCUCCUGAGGAGCUCCUCACCAGCUGUCCUACACUUCCUCUGAUGCACUUGUACUCACAGGCCAAAAGGUCGCUCCAGCCUUCCUGGAUGGCCCCUCCACAGAAACCAUCCCUUCCUUCCGCUCCGAACAGCGACCGAGCGCUCCAGCUUCCGGGAAUGCUCCCAUGAGAUGCAAUAUUCCCGAGGAUAUGCAAGACUCUCUUUGGCUCGAAGUUGAAUCUGACUUUUUUUUUCUUUUUUUUUCCCCCCUUUUUUUGCCACUUGCACAAAACUGAACCAUCCGUCAGAGUCCCUCCUGCUAUUCUGCAGGGUGGCAUGUUCGAUGUGGCUUUCCUUACACAGUACUGCAGAGCUUGUCCUCUGUCUGCACGUCAGCGUGUGCGGGUUUUGUAGCCAGUGUAAAUGCAGCAUGUUCCCACCCUUUUGGACGUUGCUCAGGGUGUGGAGAUGUAAAUACUUAUUUAAAUCUUUUAUAUAUAUACACUCAUAUAUAACGUUGCGCUGUUAUGGUUGUCAUAUGGUCAAUACAACACUUAUUUAAGAUGUAAAAAUAUACAAUAAAUUCAGUUCAGAAUA
Messenger RNA from Electrophorus electricus (electric eel), 1378 nucleotides. It is a transcript of the gene lmo4lb, whose product is annotated as LIM domain only 4-like b. Lineage: Eukaryota; Metazoa; Chordata; Actinopteri; Gymnotiformes; Gymnotidae. The record is from RefSeq and is a predicted model, not a curated record.